GCCGUCCUAUCUACCGUAGUCAUCGACCACGACUACAAUUUGUCUGUCGAGGAGGAGCAUGAUGUUCAUCACCUCGAAGACCCGACGAAGCGGAACUGCUCCCGAGACACCGACAUCAUCGACAAGUUGGUCAACGAGACGGGCUACAACAAGUUUCGAAUUCCGAAAGAUGACGGGAUGACGGUGUCGGUGGAGAUUUGGAUCCAGGCGAUAUCCUCCAUCGACGAGAUGACCAACGACUUUGAGAUGGACAUCUACAUCACGGAGACGUGGCACGACCCGUCGCUGCGGUUCGAGCACCUCAACCCGUGCAAGGGGAAUUUGUCGUUGAAUCAUCAGGUGCUCGACCGGUUGUGGACCCCGAAUAGCUGUUUCAUCAACAGCAAAGUGGCCCAGAUUCACGACUCGCCCUUUCGGAGUAUAUUUCUGAUGCUCUAUCCGAAUGGGACCGUCAUGGUUAAUUAUCGCGUCCGCGUCAAAGGUCCAUGCUACCUUGAUCUAGCCGAUUUCCCGAUGGAUAUCCAGGAGUGCGGGUUGAUCUAUGAAAGUUUCAAUUAUAACAAUCAAGAAGUGAAGAUGCGAUGGACAACUGAUGACGGGACAGCAGUCAGGACUUUGGCAGAAAUUACACUCCCCGAUUUUACCCUCGUCGGCAUUCGAACGAUGCAAAAAGAGGAGCCGUACCCCGCGGGAAUGUGGGACGAGCUGCAUCUGACGCUAGUUUUUGAGCGCCGUUAUAUUUGGUAUUUUAUGCAGGCGUAUCUUCCGACAUAUCUCACGAUAUUUAUCAGUUGGGUCUCCUUCUCGCUUGGCCCGAGAGCCAUCCCUGCUCGUACGAUGCUGGGCGUCAACGCCCUCCUGGCGAUGAUUUUCCAGUUCGGCAACAUUAUGCGGAAUCUGCCGCGUGUCUCCUACGUCAAAGCAAUUGAUGUCUGGAUGUUGGUGUCAAUGACGUUCAUCUUCUGCUCGCUGUUAGAGCUGGCGAUCAUCGGCUACAAGGUGCGCGAGAUGCCGCCGAAGCCGAAGAGCCCGAAGCGGAAAGAGAGCGAAGCCUAUGAAGCCUCACCAAAAGGGCUGUGCCUUUACGAAAAACGGUUCAUGCUCCCGGCGGCUUGUAAGAGUGAGCCCAAGAAAGACAGUAAAUGGAAGCGGCGAACCGGUUCAAACUGGCCGCCCGAGCGCAUUGACCAGAUCAGCAGCAUCAUGUUUCCGCUAUCGUUUUUGGCUUUUAACAUUUUCUACUGGACCUACUACGGGAACUCGAAGAAUAAGGAGAAGCCGACG
Molecule: messenger RNA, 1284 nt
Organism: Mesorhabditis spiculigera
Lineage: Eukaryota; Metazoa; Nematoda; Chromadorea; Rhabditida; Rhabditidae
Source: the annotation of a GenBank genome assembly